Rotaria sp. Silwood1 is the source of this 435-nucleotide messenger RNA. The record is from the annotation of a GenBank genome assembly. NCBI's taxonomy places the organism in Eukaryota, Metazoa, Rotifera, Eurotatoria, Philodinida, Philodinidae.
AUGUUAACUCGUUGGCAAAAUUAUAAUAAUGAUUCAAAAGAAGUUCAUUUAAAUAUGAUUGAACAAUGUCGACAAUUAUUACUUGCAAUUUUUGGUUAUGUUGCUUUUAAUUAUGAUCUUCAAACACUUGAUGAUGAAUAUAAUAGUCAGAAAAAUGAACUUACUCAUGCUUUGCAUGUUUAUCUCACAACAGGAUCAAUUGUCCUUCAAAUGCCAACGUUUCUGGCUUGCAUUUAUUUAUUAAAUCCUGCAUAUCGACGAGCUGUAUCAACUAUUGAUCGAUAUUUACACGAAAUGAUUGAACAAGAAUUAAGAGAAACACCAGAAAGAAGAUCUGAACGUAAAAGAACAAGUUUAAUCGCUUCACUAGUCGGUUCAUUACAACAAGACGAAAAACUUGAAGCAAAGAAAUCAGACGAAAAUAAAAAAGGUUAA